Effrenium voratum is the source of this 960-nucleotide messenger RNA. NCBI's taxonomy places the organism in Eukaryota, Dinophyceae, Suessiales, Symbiodiniaceae. The record is from the annotation of a GenBank genome assembly.
AUGCAGUGGGCAACGAUGUCGUCUCAGAGCCGUCCACGCUGCCAGAUCGCUUCCGGACACUUUUCGCUGCAUUCCAUGGAGAAGCACUUGCGCCGCAUGAAGUUCGGCAAGAGCAUCAAGUGGCGGGACACGCAUGUCCAGAGCGAGGACCUCCGCAAAGAGAUCACCGAGCUCUUCGACAAGUUCUCCAAGCUGGACCAUGAGCUGCAGACCAGCAAGGCGCAGCGCCACACGCCCUGGGACCAACGCCUUGAGCAGCUCAAUGCCAAGAUCGGGGAGAAGGAGCUCGUUCACAACCACUUGCUCCACCAGAAGCACAAGCUCGAGAGUGAGCUCACGAGCCUGCGGGCGGAGCAGAACAACGUGCAGAAGGAGCUGCAGGACCUCAAGGAGAGGAACCAGAAGGUGACGAAUGAGAACCUGCCCCGCUUGGAGAAGAUCAAGGUCCUGCUCAAGGAGACCUGGUCAGAGGUCGAUCGCCUCACUGCGGACGCCGCGAUGCUGUCCUCCAUGUUCCGGCAGCAGGUGGAGGAGUAUGAGAGCGCGGUGAAGGAGCGGGACGCGGUCUCCUCUGAGCUUUCCAAGGUGCAAAAGUCCUUGAAGCGCCACAAAGACGAGAUCAUGUUCAAGGAGGACGAGCUGCAGAAGAAAGACACGCUGUACCAAAGAACAGUCGACGCGAGAAAAGAUAUCCUGGAGAGUUACCAGCGGCAGAAGGAUGCAAUCAAGGAUGUGGAAGAGCGCCAGGGCGAGCAAAACGAGGUGUGGUACCAGCUGAGCUCAGAGGCCAAGCAGCGCGACAGGGUCAUCCGGGAGCUGAGGGAGCAGAUUAAUGUUGCCAACCAGAAGGUGGACUUGCUCGAGCAGCAAAAGAAACUCUACAUGGAAGAGUUCAAGAAGAAGGUGGGCAAGCCGUGUGGUAUGCUUCUGGAGCAGUUCAAGAACCCAGAGCGGUCUUAG